This is a messenger RNA of Hypomesus transpacificus, 3928 nucleotides long. It is a transcript of the gene parp1, whose product is annotated as poly (ADP-ribose) polymerase 1. The transcript has 22 exons. Gene Ontology annotation, cellular component: nucleus. NCBI's taxonomy places the organism in Eukaryota, Metazoa, Chordata, Actinopteri, Osmeriformes, Osmeridae. Bases 152 to 3202 code for a protein of 1016 amino acids. The record is from RefSeq and is a predicted model, not a curated record. Gene Ontology annotation, molecular function: zinc ion binding; DNA binding; NAD binding.
UUGCUUUUCCCUGCGAUUCUACGCGGGUACGCUGCACGCGGGCUUCCCUCCCAGGCUGCAAGCUGCGACCUCAUUGUGAUUGUUGUGGCUACUGAUCGUAAAGUUAGAUUCGCCAUCUAUUAAUCUUACCCUGUUUCAGAAUCAAAAAAGUAUGGCUGAUUCACAGGACGACAAGCUUUACAAAGCCGAAUAUGCGAAAAGCGGACGUGCAUCAUGCAAGAAAUGCAAAGAAAAUAUUGCAAAAGACUCACUGCGAAUGGCUAUCAUGGUGCAGUCCCCUAUGUUUGAUGGGAAGGUUCCUCACUGGCACCACUUCUCCUGUUUCUGGCUGAGGGCGGCCGCUCAGUCCACGGCUGACAUCGCCGGCUUCUCUGACCUCCGCUGGGAAGACCAGGAGAAGGUCACCAAAGCCAUCGAGACCGGAGGAGCAGCAGGAGGGAAAGGGGAUGCCAAGGGCGGGGCCAAGGGAGAGAAAACGCUGAAUGACUUUGCGGUGGAGUACGCCAAAUCCAAUCGCAGCACAUGCAAAGGGUGUGAGCUGAAAAUUGAAAAGGACCAGAUCCGGGUCUCCAAGAAGACGGUGGACCCAGAGAAGCCCCAGCUGGGCCUGAUUGACCGCUGGUACCACACGGCGUGCUUCGUGGGCCGCAGGGAGGAGCUGGCCUUCAAACCCGAGUACAGCGCCGCCCAGCUGAAGGGCUUCAACACGCUGAGGGCCGAGGACAAGGAGGAGCUGAAAAGGAAGCUGCCCGCCGUCAAGGCUGAGGGGAAGAGGAAGGCCGACGUGGUGGACGGCGAUGCGGGCUCCAAGAAGCAGAAGAAGGAGGCGGAGGAGGAGAAGAAGAAGCUGGAGCUGCAGAUGAAGGAGCAGAGUCAGCUGGUGUGGGGCAUCAAGGACAAGCUGAGGCAGUUCUGCUCCACCAACGACAUGAAAGAGCUGCUCAUCGCCAACGGGCAGGAGGUGCCCUCUGGAGAGUCCAACGUCGUGGACUGCCUGGCUGACUGCAUGGCGUUCGGGGCGCUCAAGCCCUGCGAGGAGUGCAAGGGCCAGCUGGUGUUCAAGAGCGACGCCUACUACUGCACCGGAGACAUCUCCGCCUGGACCAAGUGCGUCGUCAAGACCCAGACGCCCAACCGCAAGGACUGGCUCACGCCCAAGGAGUUCCAUGAGGUCCCCUUCCUCAAGAAGUUCAAGUUCAAGAGGCAGGACCGGCUGUUCCCCAAGGUGGCUCCAGCUCCGCCCACCGCCACGUCUGCAGCCCGGCCCGUCCCCAGUGCCUCCAGCGCCCCCAGCAGGCCCCUCCCAGAAGGAGCCCCCGCAGACAAGCCCCUGACAGGUAUGAAGCUGCUGACCGUGGGCAAACUUUCCAAGAACAAGGACGAGCUGAAGACUGCCGUCGAGGAUCUGGGCGGGAAGAUCACCAGCACCGCCAAUAAGGCUGCUCUCUGCCUCAGCACCAAGAAGGAAGUGGAGAAGAUGAGUAAAAAGAUGGAGGAGGCGAAAGAAGCUGGUGUGCGUGUCGUUUCUGAGGACUUCCUCAAAGACAUCAAGUCCUCAGGCAAGGGCGUCCAGGAGCUUGUCUCCCUGCACGGGAUAUCCUCCUGGGGGGCCGAGGUCAAACUGGAGCCCCAGGCUCCAGCAGCGGCCUCCAAGUCUGGACCUCCGGCCGCCAAGAGCACGGGGAGAGUGAAAGAGGAGGAGGGUAGCAGCAAAGCCAAGAAGAUGAAACUGACAGUGAAGGGAGGAGCAGCGGUGGACCCUGACUCAGGUCUGGAGAACAGCGCCCAUGUGCUGGAUCAGAACGGGAAGAUCUACAGCGCCACGCUGGGUCUGGUGGACAUCGUCAGGGGCACCAACUCCUACUACAAACUGCAGCUUCUGGAGGAUGACGUGCACAAACGGUAUUGGGUGUUCAGGUCAUGGGGCAGAGUGGGCACCACUAUUGGGGGCAACAAGCUUGACAAGUUCCAUGAUAAGAACUCUGCCAUGGACAACUUCCUGGGGGUUUAUGAAGAGAAGACAGGCAACGCCUGGGGCUCCUCCCACUUCACAAAAUACCCAAACAAGUUCUACCCCCUGGAGAUCGACUAUGGUCAGGAUGAGGAAGCGGUGAAGAAGCUCACAGCUAGCGCUGGCACCAAAUCCCGGCUGGCCAAGCCUGUCCAGGAGCUCAUCAGAAUGAUCUUUGAUGUAGAGAGCAUGAAGAAGGCCAUGGUGGAGUUUGAGAUUGACCUUCAGAAGAUGCCCCUGGGGAAGCUGAGCAAGAGGCAGAUCCAGAGUGCCUACGCCCUCCUCAGUGAGGUCCACCAGGCUGUAACUGACAGUGCUUCAGAGUCCCAGGUCCUGGAUCUGUCCAACCGCUUCUACACCCUCAUACCUCACGACUUCGGCAUGAAGAAACCGCCCCUGCUCAGUAACCUGGACUACAUCCAGGCUAAGGUUGAGAUGCUGGACAACCUGCUGGACAUCGAGGUGGCGUACAGUCUGCUGAGAGGUGGAGCAGAGGACAACAAGAAAGACCCCAUCGACAUCAACUAUGAGAAACUCAAGACCAAGAUCGAGGUUGUUGACAAGAGCACCAAAGAAGCAGAAAUCCUUCUGCAGUAUGUUAAGAACACACACGCCGCUACGCACAACACCUACACACUGGAAGUAGAAGAGAUCUUCAAGAUAGUCAGGGAAGGAGAGUACCAGAGGUACCGUCCCUUCGAAGAACUGCCCAAUCGCCAGCUGUUGUGGCAUGGCUCUCGCACCACCAACUACGCUGGCAUCAUGUCCCAGGGUCUGCGUAUCGCCCCACCAGAAGCUCCAGUGACCGGUUACAUGUUCGGAAAAGGUGUGUACUUUGCCGACAUGGUGUCCAAGAGUGCCAACUACUGCCACACCUCUCAGUCAGACCCGGUGGGUCUCCUUCUACUGGGAGAGGUUGCCCUCGGCAACAUGCAUGAGCUGAAGAAGGCUUCACACAUCACAAAGCUACCCAAGGGCAAACACAGUGUUAAAGGUGUGGGUAGAACUGCCCCUGACCCUAACGCCACAGUCACCUUAGAUGGGGUGCAAGUGCCUCUGGGAAAAGGCACCAACACCAACAUCGAAGACACGAGCCUGCUGUACAACGAAUACAUCGUGUACGAUGUGGCCCAGGUAAACCUGAAGUACCUGCUGAAGACCAAGUUCAACUACCAGACCUCACUGUGGUGAGAGGUUGGUCUUUGACCAGACCUGCUCUCGAUGUGGAGUGAAGAGGCCACCACUGUGGUGUCCAAAACCCCUCCGGCUUCAAGACCCGUACUCCGCAAUGGAGGACAUUUUUGACUGUGGAGCAAUACUAUGACAUUUUUGGUUUUCACUGGAUCUUAAAAUCCUAGCCACUGUACACGGCGUCAUUGCAGUCGCUGCUAGCCGUCCAUUGUUCUGCCCAUCAUCCUCCGCAGUCUCUGAUGCUCUUUGGAAACCAGUGUUUCAGAGCUCAGUAGGGUUCAAUUGAGGCACAUCCCAUAAAACAUCGUUUUAAAUAAGUGAAACGCCAUCUUUUAUUUUUGUAUUUCUUAUUUCCAACACCUGUGCAAUUUGGCUGUUGAGGUUAUUUCGCAUACUGUAAGUUUUCACUCCUCUGCAUAAAGUCUUGCAACACCAACAUUUUGGACAGGAAGGUAGGCAUUGACUAGGUUAAGUUGGUAGAUAUUAGCUGGCAACAAGUAUGGUGCAUAUAUAAACCAUGGCUAAAUCUCCAUAGUGACCACUGAUAAAUACAUACUGUAGUAGACUGCAAGGAUUACAUUUUAAGUUGGGACCGUGUAAUAGGCUGUUUUGUUUGUUUCUCUGAGUGUUUGUCAAGGUAGACUUUGGGAGAAACAAAGUUUGUGCUUAAAUCUCUAGAUGUAUGUUAACUGACAACUGUAAAAUAAAUGCUUGAUUAUGAUUGUU